CCAGGGAGGACAGCGUCCGGAGCUCUGGGGAGGGUCGGAAUUGUCUCGCCCGCGCCCCUUCCAGCCCCUCAGCCCUGUAGCUUCAGCUUCGGCCUCUCCAAGUACCCCGGACCACCCUGCAUCCCCCUGCCAUUUAGCUGCGGCUGCGGACCCUCUUUGAACAGAAGCACCUUUUUAUUCCCCUCUACGCGAGACAGGGAGAGCUUAAAGGGCUCGGGCGCGCCCUCGGCGCACCUCGAUGGAGCGGGCGAUGCCCAGCGUCGCUUCCGCGCUCUCUAUUUGCAGCUGCAGCACGCGCAGGUCCUUACGGCGCGGGGCGAUGGAGUCGACGCUACGCAACAGCAGCAGCCACAGGUCCGGAGAGGACGCGGGCCCUGGCGACAGCAGCAGGUGGUGGACAGUGACGCACAGCGUGCCACGAAGCGGGGGGGACCCCGUAGAAGCUCAGCUUGGGCCCAGCCGGUAUGGAUCAGCUCGGAGAACUCCAUUCUGCCAGUAAGAGACCCGGGGCCCAGCAGAAGGCCAGACUCUGAGAGCGUCAGGAGGGGCAGGCUGGAGCUCCGAAAGGGAUACGAACUGCCUGGGCAGCUGGCAACGCCGUCUGGACAGCUGUUAAGAAGGCCCCUCAGAGGAAAGGAUCAUAGUUUCACAGGAAUUUCCCCUCAUAUUGCCAAUAUCUCUUAGCGAGGUCCCUGGCCAGAGACUGUUAUAAGCAAAUCUCCAUGUCAUAGUCUGUGAAAUGGGGAGAAUAAUCUUGCCUAAAGUCCUUAACCCCGUGCCUGGGUUGCAGGAGACACUCAAUAUUUUUUUUUUUUUGAGACAGAGUCUCGCUCUGUCCCCUAGGCUGGAGUGCAGUGGCACGAUCUCGGCUCACUGCAACCUCUGCCUCCCGGGUUCACGCCAUUCUCCUGCCUCAGCCUCUCCAAGUAGCUGGGACUACAGGCGCCUGCCACCACGCCCGGCUAAUUUUUUUUUUGUAUUUUUAGUAGAGACGGGGUUUCACCAUGGUCUCGAUCUCCUGACCUCGUGAUCCGCCCGCCUCGGCCUCCCAAAGUGCUGGGAUUACAAGCGUGAGCCACCGCGCCCGGCCUGACACUCAAUAUUUUUGUAUUUUUGUUUUUUCAAGCCCUGAGGUGCUAGCACUACUGCUAACUUUAAAAAGAAAGAAAAGCCGGGCGCAGUGGCUCACGCCUGUAAUCCCAACACUUUGGGAGACCGAAGCGGGGCGGAUCACCUGAGGUCAGGAGUUCGAGACCACCCUGGCUAACAUGGUGAAACCCUGUUUCUACUAAAAAUACAAAAAAUUGGCCAGGCGUGUUGGCUCACACCUGUAAUCCCAGCACUUUGGGAGGCGAGGCGGGCCAGCCACGAGGUCAGGAGAUCGAGACCGUCGUGGCCAACAUAAUGAAACCCCAUCUCUACUAAAAAUACAAAAAUAACUGGGCAUGGUGGCGCGCACCUGUAAUCCCAGCUACUCGGGAGGCUGAGGCAGGAGAAUCGCUUGAACCCAGGAGACUGAGGUUGCAGUGAGACGAGAUAGCGCCAUUGCACUCCAGCCUGGGCAACAAGAGCAAAACUCCGUCAAAAAAGAGGAAGGAAGGAAGGAAGGAGGGAGGGAAGGAAGGAAGGAAGGAAGGAAGGAAGGAAGGAAGGAAGGAAGGAAGGAUAACUAUUUCUUCCACCGUACCCUGGUGGAAGGGCCGGAAAGUGGAUGUGAAACUGGAAACUGCCUACUUCCUCCCAUACAUAAGAAACUUGGAGGCAGGGCGCGGUGGCUCACGCUUGUAAUCCCAGCACUUUGGGAGGCCGAGGUGGGCGGAUCACGAGGUCAGGAGAUCGAGACCACGGUGAAACCCCGUCUCUACUAAAAAUACAAAAAAUUAGCCGGGCAUGAUGGCGGGCGCCUGUAGUCCCAGCUACUCCUAGAGGCUGAGGCAGGAGAAUGGCGUGAACCCGGGAGGCGGAGCUUGCAGUGAGCCGAGAUCGCACCACUGCACUCCAGCCUGGGUGACAGAGCAAGACUCUGUCUCAAAAAAAAAAAAAAAAAAAAAAAAAAAAGAAACCUGGGUUGGGGAAACCCUUUGGUCCACCUUAAAUGCUGCAGCUGUGUAGCUGGCGCCCCUCCCCCACCUCGCAGCCCUGCCAGGGCGCCCUCUGUGCAGCCCACUUUUGGCUGAGUCCAGACCUCAAGAGCCCCAUCUGCUAUCACGCCAUCAUUUCAGCAAGUGUGUGUUGCCAGUACAGUGAGCUAGCUGGGCCCUGUGUUUGGUGCUGGGGCCCCGGGAUGACUGGGGAAGGUUCUGUUCACAGGGUUUUCAGUCUGGCAAGAGACACAAUUAAGCUGGUAAAAUUGCAGGAAGAGAGCUGAGCCAAUUCACCACAGGACCCAUCUAUUCAUCCAUCCACCUUCUUUUUCUUUUGUAAAUAUUUUUGUGGAGAUUGGGGUCUCCCUGUUUUACCCAGGCUGGUCUUCAACUCCAAGCCUCAAGCAAUGCUCCUGCCUUGUGGCCUCCCAAAGUGCUGGGAUUACAGGCAUGAGCCACCAUGCCCAGCUUAUUUUAUUUAUUUAUUUAUCUACUUAUUUUCUUUCUUUCUUUCUUUUUAAUUGAGAAUAAAGGAAUAGGGUUGGGUGCAGUGGCUCAUGCCUGUAAUCCCUGCACUUUGGGAGGCUGAGGUGGGCGGAUCACUUGAGGUCUGGAGUUCGAAACCAGCCUGGCCAACAUGGUGAAACCCCAUCUCUACUAAAAUAUACAAAAAUUAGUGGUGGCAGGCGACUUAAUCUCAGCUACUUGGGAGGCAGAGGCAGGAGAAUCUUUUGAACCCGGGAGGCAGGGGUUGCAAUGAGCCGAGAUUAAGCCAUUGCACUCAAACCUGGGGGAUAAGAGUGAGACUUCUCUCAAAAAAAAAAAAAAAAAAAAGAAUAAAGGAAUAAAACAAUGGUACUUCAUAGGCAGAGAAGCCUUUUUUUUUUUUUUUUUUUUUUUUGAGACAGGUUGGCCUCUGUCACCCAGGCCUGGAGUGUAGUGAUGUGAUCAGGGCUCACUGCAGCAGCUUUGCCCUUCUGGGCUCAAGCAAUCCUUCCAUCUCAGUCUCCCAGGUAGUUGGGCACAGGCAUGUGCCACCAUGCCCUAAUUUUUUUUUCUUUCUCAUCCUCUGACUUUCAAUCCUGCUAUUUUUUUUUGAGAUGGAGUCUCACUCUGUUGCCCAGGCUGGAGUGCAGUGGCAGGAUCUCGGCUCACUGCAAGCUCCGCCUCCCGGGUUCACGCCAUUCUCCUGCCUCAGCCUCCCAAGUAGCUGGGACUACAGGUGCCUGCCACCAUGCCUGGCUAAUUUUUUUUGUAUUUUUUUAGUACAGACAGGGUUUCACCAUGUUAGCCAGGAUGGUCUCGAUCUCCUGACCUCAUGAUCCACCCCCGUCGGCCUCCCAAAGUGCUGGGAUUACAGGCAUGAGCCACUGCUCCUGGCCGAGUUCGAAACCAUUAUGAGCAACAGAGGAAGACCUCAUCUCUAUCAAAAAUUAAAAAAGAACAAAUGCUUUUACCUCGUUGCACUGCUGAGAGCACGAUGGGUCAUCAGCAGCUGUACUGGAGCCACCCGCGUAAAUUCGGCCAGGGUUCUCGCUCUUGUCGCGUCUGUUCAAACCGGCACGGUCUGAUCCGGAAAUACGGCCUCAAUAUGUGCCGCCAGUGUUUCCGUCAGUACGCGAAGGAUAUCGGUUUCAUUAAGUUGGACUAAACGAUCUUCCUUCAAAGGAUUAUCCAAGGCAUCUACUCAAUGAAAAACCAUGAUAGUUCUUUGUACAUAAAAUAAACAUUUGAAAAAAAAAAAACAAAAACAAA
Symphalangus syndactylus (siamang) is the source of this 3839-nucleotide messenger RNA. RefSeq lists its product as uncharacterized. The record is from RefSeq and is a predicted model, not a curated record. NCBI's taxonomy places the organism in Eukaryota, Metazoa, Chordata, Mammalia, Primates, Hylobatidae.